This is a messenger RNA of Vigna umbellata (rice bean), 2935 nucleotides long. Its product is annotated as DDT domain-containing protein DDR4-like. Gene Ontology annotation, cellular component: RSF complex. Lineage: Eukaryota; Viridiplantae; Streptophyta; Magnoliopsida; Fabales; Fabaceae. The record is from RefSeq and is a predicted model, not a curated record. Gene Ontology annotation, biological process: regulation of DNA-templated transcription.
GAAAACCCAAAUUCCUGGCACUGUGUUUGUGUUUCUGACCCUUACAAAUCUAUCUCUCUGUGCUGCUUGAGUUACCUAUAUUUGCAGAACCACAUAGGUACAUAGGUACAUGCGCCUUUGAAUUUGAGGGUUUGUGUCCCUCUCUUUGGUCCCUUUAAAAAAAAAACACUGCUCCAAUUUUUUUUUUUCAAACAUUCAUUGUUUCUCUCUCUAAAAACAAAGAAAGUACCCUUCUUCGGUUCUCUCUCUACAACCCCUCGUUCUUCACUUUGAUUUUCCGUCUUCAAUGCUAACCCAACCAUGAUCCUCUGCACGUAAUCCCACCAUACCUAACCUAAAACCCUUUUGAUCUCUCUCUCUCACACCAUGUCCCAAGGAUCUCCCCUGCAAGACAACAAAGAACCCUCGCCGGAACCCGAUUCGCACAAGGAGGAAGCAACCACCAACACCGCCGCUACUGCCGCCGCCGAUGCUGCUCCUCCCGCACCCACCAGGAACCGCCCCUCUCGCGCCUGUACCAUUCGCACGGCUGCACGCCUCUAUUCGGCGUCGCAGCCGGCCAGGCCCAAGGCUGCAAAGAGGGAGCCUCGCCGCGAGGAGUCGCCCCAGCCGCCGUCGCCGCAGCCGCAGCAAUGCGGCAAGAUCGUGACGCCGCUGGUGGAACCGCCCCCGCCUGCACAGUUGCCGCGUUACAACCUCCGGUCUAUGUGGGAAUUGGCUUCAAUACUCAAUUUUUUGAAUCUUUUUAGGCAUCUUUUGAAUAUUUCAGUAGAAUUCUCGGCUGAAGAGUUUGAGACGGCUUUGCUCACUCCCAAUGACACAUUGAGUGAUAUACAUAUGCCUUUGCUAAAGGCAAUUCCUCCCAUUACACGAAUGGCACUCUCACGUGAUACUUGGAUAACCGUAUUAUGCAGAAAAUUAAGAGAUUGGUGGCACUGGGUUGCGGAUGGGGAUCUUCCUAUUGUUGCUUCACACGGAGCGGAGAUUGAAGUAUAUAAAUCACUUGAUCCAGGGGUUCGUGUGGUCAUCUUAAAAGCAUUAUGUGACAUUCGUGUUGAGCAAGAAGAUAUCAGGAGUUACAUUGACAGCUCAAUCAAGCAUGGCAUUCCACUUUCAACAUUUCGCAAGGAGCGUAUUGGUGGUGAUUCGCAUGGAGUUUCUUAUUGGUAUGAAGAUGACCAAAAUAUUGGUCAGAGGUUGUAUCGGGAGAUAAGGAAAACUGAAGUGGUUCAAAUGAAGAAAGGGAAACCAAGAGGUUCCCAGGUUUUUUCUAAUACAACCUACCAGUGGGAAACAGUUGCUACCAAUUUUGAUGAAUUUCUGGAUGUUUCUGAGAAGCUUUUCACAAGUAAAAACAGAACGGAGGUUUCUGUAGGGAAGAAGGUGAAGAUAGACAUGCUUCCUGAAAUUGAGAAGGUUCACAAGAGAAAGGAGAGAUUGAUGAAAAAACAACACAGACAAGCUCUUCUUCUUGAUAAUUUCUUAGGUGUUGAUGGGCUUGCCCUAGGGCGUUCACUACGUGAUAGGAAACCUGUUACCUACACUUUUGAUGAUUAUGAUCGGUCCAUCAACGAGGCAAUUAAGAUAACCAAACGGAAGCCACCGUCCCCAGAAGCUAUACCGAGAAGAGAACCAGGAUCAAAACCGGAAGCUUUAUCCAAUGGUAAAUGGAGUGGUCCUUCCCCUUCUUAUGACCCUCAAGAACUAAAUUUUGGCAUGCUGUCUCCAAAAUCACCAGACUUCGAUGAUAUGGAGGAAGAUAAUCAAACUGACAUAAUGGACUUGGAUAGAAGCAAUCGACGAAGACAGAAGCCUAAACGGUAUUCAGAGAAAGAGUUUGUUGAAGCAUUGUCAGAUAAUGAGGCUGACUAUGACAGUGAUGAUGAUAUUGUGGGAGAAGCAGUGUAUUCUGAAGAGUAUCUUCAGAAACGCAAGCAGAGAAGGAAGGCUUCUAGUAGCUCUGGCUCUGAAGGAGACGAAGAAUAUAAUUGGAAUGAAGAUAACAUCGAAGAUGAAGAAGAGGACGAUGAAGAAGAUUCCAUGAGUGUCAGUGAGGAGAGUGACAAGCCCCGUAAAUUCAAGCGACUGGCGGGCCGAACUAGGAGGGAAACUAAACUAAGGUCUGUGGGUGAGAUUCAAUCAGGUCUAAGACGCAGUAAGAGGGCAACACAAAAACGUAUAAAUUACCGGCAGUUAGAGAUGUCUGAUUCAGAAACCGAGUUCGUUAAACCUGACAAGUCUAAUGCAAAUGCAUCAGAUGAUCACUCAGAUCCUUCUGAGAAUGGAGAUUAUAUGAUGGAAAGUGAAGAUUCAGAUGGCAAUGACGAUGAAGAACAAGAAACCAAAGAUGUGGAGCCUGUUACUUACCCUGCAGAAGGGAACAACCAAUAUCCUGCUGUAGAGGAGAAUGAACAAAGCAAAAUCCAGCCUCCUGAAAAAUCUAGUAGUCCAGGACAGGAGGAAGUUGAAGGCACCACAAAGCGACGAUUCCUUGAUUUGAAUGAGCUUGCCCCUAGCUCAGGUUUUGAUGAUGCUCCAAAUACAACAAGCAAAGAUGAAGGCAAUGAAGAUUUGUGAAGGUACCUCUUUCUUGAAAGCAAUGAUGGUAGUUUGCUAUCAAGGAAACCAAGUGACAUGUAUGAUAAUAGAACUAUAAAUUUUGUUAUGUGCCUCAAAGGGAAGUUAAGGGUAGAUCUCUUCCUGUGGCAACCUAAGCAGCCCUUGGUGCAUGAUUUUCCACCAGAAGCAGCAGCAUGAUACUGAGUUGUGUAGAUUAGGUAGUCAUUUUUUAGUAUUUAGUAUUUCUACAUCAAAGGGUCUACGGAAGUGAAUGAGAAUUUGUUGGGCGUUAUUUGGCCCAUCCAAUCCAAUCGGUGUACAAUAACUGUUAACAAGUACUGUAACUUUAAAUAGAUAUAUGGCUUUUGAUUAUCAA